AUGGGCGCCGAACCAGCUCACGAACUCGGCAACAUGGCCUCGGCCAAGGCCAUGGCCUCCUCCCCAGUUGCAGAUGAAGUUUCAGACAGCGACUACGCCGACAAUCAGCAAUUGGCGCGCCUGGGCAAGAAACCCGUCCUCAAGCGCAACUUUGGCUUCAUGUCCAUUCUGGGCUUCAGCUGCACCAUCCUCAUCACAUGGGAGGCAACGCUCGUCCUGUCAACGCCCGGACUCGCCAACGGCGGCUCAGCGGGUGUCAUCUACGGCUACAUCAUCGUCUGGCUCGGCAACAUCUCCGUCUUCACCACGCUCUCCGAACUUGUGUCCAUGGCACCCACCUCCGGCGGCCAGUACCACUGGGCGGCCAUGCUGGCGCCGCGCUCGUGCGCCAAGUUCAUCAGCUACAUUACCGGAUGGCUCACCGUCGGCGGUUGGCAGGGCUCCGUAGCCUCGAGCGGCUUCUUGACGGGAAACAUGCUCAAGGGCAUGAUCACCAUGACGGCAACUUACUACGAGUACGAGCCCAAGGCGUGGCACGGCACCCUCCUCUACUGGGCGGUCAUUUUCUUCGCCGUCUUUAUCAACACGAUUGUUUCGUCGGCGCUGCCCAAGUUUGAGGGCCUGAUUCUGAUUCUCCAUGUUUUGGGAUUCUUCGCCAUCUUGAUUCCUCUCAUCGUCCUGUCUCCCCACGGGGAUGCGUCCACCAUUUUUACCAGUUUCCAGAACACGGGCAACUGGCCGACGCAGGGGCUGUCCUUCAUGGUCGGCAUGAUUGGCAAUGUCUUUGCCUUUGUUGGUACGGAUGCCGCGUUCCACAUGGCCGAGGAGACGCACAACCCGUCCAUCGUGGUCCCCAAGUCCAUCCUCAUCAGCAUGCUCAUCAACGGAACGACGGGUUUCGCCAUGACGCUCGCUGUGCUGUUCUGCAUGGGUGAGGAUCUCGAUUCGCUUUUAGGGUCUGUAACUGGCUUCCCGCACAUGCAGAUCUUCCUCAACUCGACCAAGAGCAUCUCCGGCGCAACCACCAUGGCGGCCAUCAUCACCGCCCUCGGUAUCUGCGCAACUGUCGGCAUGCUGGCGUCCACAUCGCGAGUAUUCUGGUCAUUCGCCCGUGACCGCGGUCUUCCCUUCUGGCGCACCAUGUCCAAAGUCGACGCCCGCACCACGGUGCCUCUCUACGCCAUUGCCGUCACGACCGUCAUUUCCUGCCUCCUCGCCCUCAUCCAGCUCGGCUCCGUCACCGCCUUCAACAGCAUCGUCUCCAUCUCCGUCUCUGGCCUGUACUCGUCCUACCUCAUUGUCGCUGUUCUCCUCCUCUACCGCCGCUGCACCUCUGGUUUCAAGAUGCCCGACCCUUCAGAGCUGCCUGCUCUCGCCAACACCUCUGGCACCGAGCUUGUUUGGGGACCUUGGCACGUACCCGGCGCUCUGGGUAUCGCCAACAACGUCUUUACUUGCAUAUACCUGGUUGUGAUUUGGUUCUUUAGCUUUUGGCCUCCUGCUCUGCCCGUCACUCCCGACAACAUGAACUACGCGCCCCUCAUGACAGGUGCCAUGGUCUUGUUCAGUAUUGUCUACUACUUUGCGUAUGCCAACAAGGAGUACGAGGGACCCAUCGUCGAGGUUGAGAUUUAA
Molecule: messenger RNA, 1635 nt
Organism: Pochonia chlamydosporia 170
Lineage: Eukaryota; Fungi; Ascomycota; Sordariomycetes; Hypocreales; Clavicipitaceae
Product: GABA permease
Exons: 2
Coding region: 1-1635 (544 amino acids)
Biological process (GO): transmembrane transport
Cellular component (GO): membrane
Molecular function (GO): transmembrane transporter activity
Source: RefSeq, a predicted model, not a curated record